AUGGUUGCUUUUGCGGACCGCGUGCACGCGCUGCAUGGCCCAGUGCCGCUCCACACGCACGUGAUCUGCGACCACUACACGGUGCCCAAGACGGCAAGCAGCGAGGUGAUGGAGUACAGCCGCUUCCUGGACGACGUGGACGUGGUGUUCACCAAAAAGCACCUGGAGAAGACUCCGCUGGAGGACGUGCCAGCAGAGCCCAGCGAGCUGCUGGACAGGAACCGCUACCAGCGCAGCAGCAGGCGCGCACUCGCCGCUUGCUUAGUGGACAUCGGCGAGGCCAAGGAGGCGCGGCUGGGGGAGGUGAUGGCGCGCAUCAGCAACACCUGCGACAAGAGGGGCAUCCUGCUGAAGCCCUUCUUCGACGACGCCGCGGCGGACGACCACAGCGCCAAGCUGUACGGCCACGUGACGGCCCCCCAGUUCAAGCAGGUCCUCAACGUCAAGGUGGGGAUCCGCGUUAGCGACAGCGAGGCGCAGCUGCUCGCGGAGAAGUUCCAUCACGAGGAUCUCACAGAGCUGGUCAACUACAUUGCCUUUUCGGCCAUGGUUGACCCGCACUUGGGUGCAUUUGAGGAGAUGGUGCAGUGA
Molecule: messenger RNA, 591 nt
Organism: Monoraphidium neglectum
Lineage: Eukaryota; Viridiplantae; Chlorophyta; Chlorophyceae; Sphaeropleales; Selenastraceae
Exons: 7
Coding region: 1-591 (196 amino acids)
Source: RefSeq, a predicted model, not a curated record